Messenger RNA from Paramormyrops kingsleyae, 1691 nucleotides. It is a transcript of the gene haus4, whose product is annotated as HAUS augmin-like complex, subunit 4. NCBI's taxonomy places the organism in Eukaryota, Metazoa, Chordata, Actinopteri, Osteoglossiformes, Mormyridae. Gene Ontology annotation, biological process: spindle assembly; centrosome cycle. The record is from RefSeq and is a predicted model, not a curated record. Gene Ontology annotation, cellular component: HAUS complex. Gene Ontology annotation, molecular function: microtubule minus-end binding.
AAAUGACGUAAUAAGUGUUAGAAAGCGCGCGAUGUUGGGGUGUUCGGUGUUGCCCGGUUUCUUUAAAUUGAGUUCUUAGUGGGUUAUCCAGUGGUAGUUGUAAUGGUGAAUGUUACUUUGAAUAGCUAAUCUAGUGUUGUAUACGUACGUAUAUACCAUUGUUUUUUUUUUUUUGCUUGUGCUGCUUUUCUUCCAGUUAGUACCAAUUUUCUGUUACUACGGUGAAUGAGUGGCAGUUGGAGAAACGAAACCGUAAAACUAAUGCUACAGUAAUAUAACAUUAUACAGAUGCGAUUUAAAACUAAGAAUCGGUGGUGAUUAACGACUUGUUUCGACUGGAGGAGCGUGUACCCAUAAAAGAAGUCGUCUUGUAAUGUCCGUGUGCCCAGAUACAGCAUCCAUUCCUCCCUUGGGAAAAGGGGACAAUCUUCAUCAGCAAGUCUUGGCUUCCUUCCCACUAUGCCAACUGACAGAAGAGGACCUCGCUCAGAACCCGCUUUUCUGUAACCUCUUGGUGGCGCUGUCUAAUCAUGUGGACCACACCGGGCUGACAGUGGCCCUGAAGAAAGAUCUGGAAAAGACUGACAGAGACCUCCAAGCACAGAGACUGAGCUGGCUGCAGUCAGAGAGCCUGUACCGGCUGCUGCAGGAGAUGAUCCAAGACCACUGUGUCAGAAAACACCGCAGUGGCACCUCAUCAGAGGAUGACAAGUUCUAUGACACCCUGGAGCGCUGUCUUCUGGUGGCCCAGUGUGUGAGGCAGCUAGACCCCAGCAGUAGCACGACCCAGGACCAGCCUCUCCUGUUGGGACUGUCUGCUCAGCACGUGCUGGACCUCAUGCCCCCUGAGCAGGAUGUGCGUCGAAUGAAGCAGAGACUGCUGAUGGAGCUGGAAGGGCAUUUGAAAAAGAAGUGUUUUAACAUUCUUGCAUACUACCAGCCCGAUUGGGAGGACGAGAGUGAGGGCCUGAAAAACUCGAAGUUGUCGCGGCUGCCAGAGAACCUUGAGAGCGAAAGCAAGAGAGCAGAUGCCUUGAAGGAGAAGGCCAGGGAUAGCGCCGCCCAGCUGCAGCGGCAGACUCACUGCUAUCUCUCCGAGGUGAUGGGCUGCAUCCAGAUCUUACAGUCACUCAUACUGGAUUAUCGGCUGAAAGCCCAGAGAGAGCUGGACAGGAAGAAAGUGGAGUAUCUGGAAGCUAAGUGCCAGAUAGUGUGCUGUAAGAUCAGAGCCGAGAUGCUGCGGCUUCAGGUAGAUACCUACACAACAGAGAAAAUAAGCGCCCACCGCGUAAUCAGGAACAAGCUGGACACGGAGCUGAAGGCCAUCCGGGCUGAGAAGCAGACGGCGGAGUCCACGCUGUCAUCCUUCGAGAUCCUGGGCCAGGAGUUCGAGGCUUUGGUGGAGCAGUACUCACAGCUCCGGCUAGAGAUCGAGAACAAGCGCUGGGCCCUAAAGGAGUUCUCCAGGCACAGUCACUGAAAGAACUGCUCUGCACCUGGACUGAAAUGAAUGCACCCGCUUUUUGUGCUGACAUAAAUAUGGCAUGUGCUGUGUAGAUAUACCUUUGUUUGUGUUGUUGUCACUGCUAUAAAUGUGUAGUGCUAGGUUUCUAGGCAACUAGUGACUUAAUUUCAUACUGACUGAAUGAUUUGCAUGUUUUUCUUGAAAAUAAAGGAGGCUGUCUUCAUUA